Selaginella moellendorffii is the source of this 1616-nucleotide messenger RNA. RefSeq names its product shikimate O-hydroxycinnamoyltransferase. Lineage: Eukaryota; Viridiplantae; Streptophyta; Lycopodiopsida; Selaginellales; Selaginellaceae. The record is from RefSeq and is a predicted model, not a curated record. Bases 260 to 1510 code for a protein of 416 amino acids. The transcript is spliced from 3 exons. Gene Ontology annotation, molecular function: acyltransferase activity, transferring groups other than amino-acyl groups.
UGAGCUGCAAUGGCCUCCGUCUCCCUAAUCCGCAUUCACAAUGUCACACCCGCAUCUCCAACUCCACAGCCCUGCUGGAAAUCCCUUUCGAACGUCGAUCUCCUAGCAAGCUCCUCGUUCUAUUCCAGUUUCGUGCACUACUACUUGCCACCACAAGCUCCACAACCAUUUGAAGCCACCGUUGCCAAGCUCAAGCGCUCCCUAGCGCUCACCCUCACUCACUACUUUGUGUUUGCAGGGAGAGUUCAAGCUGGUACCGAUGGCUCCCCCCAAAGUCAACUGCAACGACGCGGGCAUUCCGCUCCGGGUGGCCUCCACCGAUGCCAGGUUUGAUGACUGGCAGAGCUUGGACGAUUGCUCCAUCGAGCAGCAACUCAACACCCAGGACAGGUUUUGCGACAACUCGCCCACGCUGCAAAUCCAGAUUACGCGUUUUGGCUGUGGUGGCAUUACUCUAGGCGGUGCGUUGUGUGAGACUGUAGCAGACGGCUACUCCGUGUCCGAAUUCUUCCAUGCCUGGUCGCGGAUCCACCGGGGAUUGGCAAUCACCCCACCGCUGUUCCAUGCGGAGCUGUUCCAAGCCCGCAACCCACCAAGGGUGACCAUUCCAAUGCGGGACUAUGUCGCCGCCGAGAAGCUCGGCUACCAGAUCGUCGACGCGGCUUCCACUUAUCGCAAGAAGACCAUCACCGUCAGCUCAUCGGGCAUGGACGCGCUCGUCCACGAGGUCGAGGCUGGCCCGUUUGGCUUCGGCCGGGCCAGCAGCUUCGUGGCUCUCUCGGCUCUUAUCUGGAAGUCCAUCACCGAGGCUCGCGAGCUGCCCAACGAUGCCACCACGCGGUACAUGUACCCGGUGUCUUGCAGGGGCAACAAGCGAUUUAAGGACCCUCCGGUCCCGAUGAGCUACUUUGGAAAUGCCAUCCACUUGGCGACCCUCCCGGCCAGGGCCGGCGAUAUCAAGUCCCACCACAUCUCGUUCGCCGCAAAGCUCAUCCACAACGACAUUGCCAAGAUCAGUGGCGAAUACAUCCAAUCAGCUGUCGACUGGAUGGAAAUCCAGCGCCGGAAAGGCCUUGAGUUUGCGUUUAACGUGGACUACUAUGCCGGCAGGGAUGUGAACUGCACCACCAUGCACACGUUUCCCAUCUUCAAAACCGAUUUUGGUUGGGGGCAACAGGUUCACUACACGCUUGUCCCCGAGGUAUGGUUUGGAGACGGCACUGCUUUCGUCCUGCCCACUGCUAAAGGAGGGCGGGAGCGAAAGGUGGCGCUCUGCAUGCCCAGCGGUGUGAUGGAGAGGUUCUUGGGCAACAUGCUGGUGACAAAAUUUACCAGUUGCGGUAGCAACAGCAGCAGCACUGGUGCAAGCCCAGGCCAGAGUAAUUUGAUCCAGGUUGAAGCUUCCACCCAAGACUCACAUGCAAGCGAAGAAGGACUGGAUGAAUUCAGCACUAAUGAAUUGAUCGAUAGUGUGGUGCUGAUUUAUACCCUCUUGAACUCAAAGUUGUGAACAAUAAGUUGUUUCUGGUAUUGGUACAUACACCAUAUAGAUGAUAUUGUCUCUAGAUGAGACAAUAAAGAUUGUUUUGAUGGAUUUGGAGAUAAUAAUGAUGGUA